GGGCUGCGUCCUGCUUCCUGUUUGCUCACGUGUCCUUCCGGGGCAGGGUCGCCACCUUCGGGAGGGGUCGUUCCGGCCGGCUGUGAGCUAGAGAGUCACCGCGCUGAGCAGGUCGGUUGAGGAAUAUUUCAGCAGAAAUGGAAAAAUUGCUGCUGCUUUGGCAUAAAUGCACCGCCCCAGUUUCUUCUGUGGAUUAACUCAGAUGCUAAAUUCGGGCAUCCUAGGAAGUCACUCCUGCCCUGAUUAAGCACCUCUUCAACAGAAACAUAUUUUGCAGUUCCCCAUAUCUUCCCCAACAAUACGGAACUCUGGAUCAAGACGGGGCUGCGUUAGCCCUUGAGGCAAAGCUGAGGAUGGAAGGAGUGGAAGUUAAGGAGGAGUGGCAGGACGAAGACUUUCCCAGACCUUUGCCCGAAGAUGACCAUAUGGAAGCUGGGCCAGCUGAAAGAGGAGACCACUCCGAAAUUAAUGGCAACAAAGUUAAGAAGAAACUAAUAGCUCCAAAUAUAAACUUGACUUUGGAUCAGAGUGAAGAGUCCAUUUUAUCCGGCUUAGAGGCAAGUGGAGAUAUUGACUUGGAUGAUAUAGACACCCCUUCGGAGAACAGCAAUAAUGAGUUUGAGUGGGAAGACGACCUUCCAAAGCAGAAAAGCACCGAUGCUGCUCGGAAGGGCUCCCUGCUGGAAUACACGGCAUCGGAAGAGAAGGAGGAGGAACGGCGAUGGCGAAUGUACCAGAUUGGUGACCAGGGUCACCGAGUAGAUAUGAAGGCCAUUGAGCCCUACAAGAAAGUAAUUAGUCACGGAGGCUAUUACGGGGAUGGGCUAAAUGCAAUUAUUGUCUUUGCGGUUUGCUUCAUGCCAGAAAGUAGUCAACCAAACUACCGAUACUUAAUGGAUAAUCUGUUUAAAUACAUUAUCGGCUCCCUAGAAUUAUUAAUAGCGGAGAGCUAUAUGAUUGUUUAUCUCAACGGGGCGACCACCCGGCGGAGAAUGCCCAGUUUAGGAUGGCUCAGGAAGUGUUACCAGCAAAUCGAUAGGAGGUUAAGGAAAAACCUGAAGUCCUUAAUAAUAGUCCAUCCUUCCUGGUUCAUCAGAACACUUCUGGCAAUCACAAAGCCGUUUAUUAGCUCAAAAUUCAGCCAAAAAAUCAGAUACGUCUUUACUUUGGCAGAGCUGGCAGAGCUCGUCCCCAUGGACAGCGUGAACAUCCCCGAAUGCAUAAAACAGUAUGAAGAAGAAAAAUGUAAAAAGAAACUCCAAAGAAUUGAUCAAGAACUUAAUGGGAAACAGGAGCAGAAGUCUGAACAGUAAAAAAGAAAGAAAAGAAAAGUAUUUCUGAAUUCAAGCCGAGAGUGAAGAACACGCUGGGAGAUCCGAAGUCCUGAAGAAGACUUCUGCGUCUGGACUUGGCCUGUUGAAUGAGGCACUGCCGAGUGGGUUUGCAGUCCCAGGGGAUGCCGACACUUCGUAGUUGCCUUUAUUAUAACUUUCACGCGGCAGUGUCACAAAGGCACCCUAGGAGGGGCAGCCAUUGUUAUAUCGCGAUGCUUAUUCAGUGAGUAUUUAUAUAUGCUUCAACGUUAAGGGGAGAGAUAAUAUAUAUAUAUAUAUUUUUAUGACUCUUCAACGCAUAUUUUAUAAUUUUCAUCUGAGAAAAACCUCUUGAGACGCACUAGCCCGCUGACGGCGGUCGUUGUUUAUUUAGGAAUAAAAUGCAUGAGAAUUUCUUAUAUUAUGGGGAAAUGCUUCUUGGCUAAAGAAGAGAGAAAUGUAACUUUGGUUAUCUGCUACGCUGGCAAGAUCCUUUUGCUAUUUCCACUGUGCUUCUUCACCUUGGAGUUGGGUGUCCUCAGCACAAACUCGAUUCAGUCCAAGCCCUUCUGUGUUGAAACGUUGAGGUUUCAGCUCCCUUGCCUCUGAACAGAAAAAUCCGGGAAUUGAGAAUACGACUCCUGUUCGAAUGUUGGGGCUGGUGGAGGCUGUCUAGCUCUGGAUGCCCAGGGAGUGAUUUAUUUGGGAAUUUGGGCGACAUUCCAGAGCCGAAUGUUGGUGGCCUCCCAGCCGGUCUUCUCCUGGAGAAGAUCUCAGUCCAGCUUCUGAUGGGCCUUACUUCGGCAUAGAAGGAUGGUCUUUUAUGAAGGUUUCACAUUAUGGUCUGUCUCUCUUCCCUUCCCUUUCCUUCCCCUUCUCUCUCUCUCUCCCUCCCCUCCCUCCUUCCUACCUCCCCUC
Messenger RNA from Thamnophis elegans (Western terrestrial garter snake), 2231 nucleotides. It is a transcript of the gene BNIP2, whose product is annotated as BCL2 interacting protein 2. NCBI's taxonomy places the organism in Eukaryota, Metazoa, Chordata, Lepidosauria, Squamata, Natricidae. The record is from RefSeq and is a predicted model, not a curated record. Gene Ontology annotation, biological process: apoptotic process. The transcript has 11 exons. Gene Ontology annotation, cellular component: cytoplasm. The coding region runs from base 354 to 1313 and encodes 319 amino acids.